Chrysochloris asiatica (Cape golden mole) is the source of this 801-nucleotide messenger RNA. It is a transcript of the gene RTP4, whose product is annotated as receptor (chemosensory) transporter protein 4. Gene Ontology annotation, molecular function: olfactory receptor binding. Gene Ontology annotation, biological process: detection of chemical stimulus involved in sensory perception of bitter taste; protein targeting to membrane; protein insertion into membrane. The transcript is spliced from 2 exons. The record is from RefSeq and is a predicted model, not a curated record. The coding region runs from base 1 to 801 and encodes 266 amino acids. Gene Ontology annotation, cellular component: cytoplasm. Lineage: Eukaryota; Metazoa; Chordata; Mammalia; Afrosoricida; Chrysochloridae.
AUGGCUUUAGAUAUCAACUCAUGGGAGCAGAUCUUUCAAGACCUGAUCCAACAGGUGGAACCCUGGGCUAGAUGGACCCUGAAGCUGGAUGAGACACUUCAGCCAGACUGUAUGAGCCCUGGGUGGAAGCAAUACCAGCAGAAAGCCUUUGGCAGGUUCCAGUGUUCCUCAUGCCAGCGAAGAUGGGCUUCUGCCAAAGUGCAGGUUCUCUGUCAAAUGUACUGGGAGCACUGGAGAUCCCAGGGACAGGUGCUAAUGCGGUUCUUUGCUCAGAGAUGUAAGAAGUGUCAUGGGUCCCAAUUUGAGAAGCCUGAGUUCUCUUCUGAGAGCACCAUGAUGAUUCUGAACAACCUGGUGCAGCGUAUUCUGGAGAGAUUCUAUAGCGUGGAUAUGAGGACAGCUCCACCGAUACCAGUGACUGCAGAAGUGCCAUUGCAAGGGCCCCAUGACACAACCAAUUGUGAGGCAUGUCUUCUGGGUUUCUGUACAUGGGACUUACAAAACCUCGUGGCACAACCACCCACAACCUCACUCUCCUAUGUGGAUAUUGGGAGAUACUCUCCAUCUCUUGGUGAUGGGUUUGUCCAAACUCCAGCCAGGAACCAGUCAGCUAACGUAAGAGCUUACACAGAUAGGACAGGCCCAAUAGCUACAAGCUCUUCAUCUGGAAGGCUCUCUCCAGAUAGCACUUUCUUGCCACCAUCAGAGAACUGGCCAACAUUGCGGUUCAUGUAUGUUAUAGGUGUGCUUGUUGCUCUGUCUGCAGUUAUUGCUACCAGAUCAUGUAUGAGCAAAGAAUAA